Messenger RNA from Heterocephalus glaber (naked mole-rat), 2652 nucleotides. It is a transcript of the gene Gabrd, whose product is annotated as gamma-aminobutyric acid type A receptor subunit delta. Gene Ontology annotation, biological process: monoatomic ion transmembrane transport. Gene Ontology annotation, molecular function: extracellular ligand-gated monoatomic ion channel activity; GABA-A receptor activity. Gene Ontology annotation, cellular component: membrane. The record is from RefSeq and is a predicted model, not a curated record. NCBI's taxonomy places the organism in Eukaryota, Metazoa, Chordata, Mammalia, Rodentia, Bathyergidae.
AGCCAGUCCCCGCGCCGGCUGGCGACCUCCGGGCAGGACAGGGCUGGGUGCGCGGGGGUCGGGGUGGGGACCCCGGCUGAGGCCCGGACCGCGUCCCCCGAGCCUUUCCCACCCUGGGGACGACUCCGGGCGCAGGUGGAUGGCAGCCAGGUGCCCCCGCGGCGCAGGAGCCGGUUCUGCCCUCUGGUGCAGGGGAGCAGCUGAGAGAAAGCCCCUUCUCCGUGGGCCGCCGGGUCCCCAGCUCCUUCCUGGCUUCCACCCUCCGAAGUGUGGUCACCAGGCCGUUCUGGGCCAGCCUGAGCCCAGCGAUCUGUCCGGGAGCCAUAGGGGCCCUGGAGGGACUUUCUGGAAAUCGUCUUGGAGCAGAGGCUGCAGAGGAGCAGAUCCGGGUCCCUAGAACUCUGGACCCCAGGGCCCAGCUGGUGGACACGAGACCAUCAGAAGCCAGAAACGGCGAGCAUCAGCCUGCGCUCGGCUGUGGCUGCUCAGCGGGUGUUGGGCCAGGGUCUCCCUGUCUCGGGGGAAGCAGGCCCAGAGGCUGGGUCCGGUGUGGAUAUGGCCUGGGGGCUGGAGAAUCAGCCCUGACCAGGAGCAGCCGCAGCCUGGGGAGCCCUGUGGUCCCCAGGACCUCUCCCCGCACUUUUCCUGUGGGUGGAACAUGGACGCAGCCCGGGCUGUGCUGUAGGUGGGGUGGCUGCUGCCCCUGGUCCACCGCUGUUGAGGCAGGAGUCUGAGAUUCAGAUGGCUCCAAAACCCUAAGGUGUUAGCCCAAGUUUGACACCAAAACUCAUUUGGGGGCAAAUCUGUGCUGCAGUGCCCUGAGGCUAAUUUUGUGUUUGUUUAUCUUAUGUGCAGGGCUUAUUUAUAGAUUUCCUGCUGGGGAAGUCUGGGACCCCUCCUCCCCAAAUCUCUACAUGCAGCGUACACAUAUCCUUUUCUGAGGUCUGAGACCCUCUCGUCCUGGUGGGUGUGUGGCUCCUGGGUGAAGAGCAAUGAAUGAUAUUGGGGACUAUGUGGGCUCCAACCUGGAGAUAUCCUGGCUGCCCAACCUGGACGGCCUGGUGGAGGGCUACGCCCGCAACUUCCGGCCCGGCAUCGGAGGGCCCCCCGUGAACGUGGCACUCGCCCUGGAGGUGGCCAGCAUCGACCACAUCUCAGAGGCGAACAUGGAGUACACCAUGACCGUGUUCCUGCACCAGAGCUGGAGGGACAGCAGGCUCUCCUACAACCACACCAAUGAGACCCUGGGCCUGGACAGCCGCUUCGUGGACAAGCUCUGGCUCCCGGACACUUUCAUCGUGAAUGCCAAGUCCGCCUGGUUCCACGACGUGACGGUGGAGAACAAGCUGAUUCGGCUGCAGCCCGACGGCGUCAUCCUGUACAGCAUCCGAAUCACUUCCACAGUGGCCUGUGACAUGGAUCUGGCCAAGUACCCCAUGGAUGAGCAGGAGUGCAUGCUGGACCUGGAGAGCUAUGGCUACUCCUCCGAGGACAUCGUCUACUACUGGUCCGAGAACCAGGAGCAGAUCCACGGGCUGGACAGGCUGCAGCUGGCACAGUUCACCAUCACCAGCUACCGCUUCACCACGGAGCUGAUGAACUUCAAGUCAGCGGGCCAGUUCCCCAGGCUCAGCCUCCACUUCCACCUGCGGAGGAACCGGGGCGUCUACAUCAUCCAGUCCUACAUGCCCUCUGUCCUCCUGGUCGCCAUGUCCUGGGUCUCCUUCUGGAUUAGUCAGGCAGCAGUGCCCGCCAGGGUGUCUCUAGGCAUCACCACCGUGCUGACGAUGACCACGCUCAUGGUCAGCGCCCGCUCCUCCCUCCCACGGGCCUCGGCCAUCAAGGCGCUGGACGUGUACUUCUGGAUCUGCUACGUCUUCGUGUUUGCGGCACUGGUGGAGUACGCCUUCGCCCACUUUAAUGCUGACUACAGGAAGAAGCGCAAGGCCAAGGUCAAGGUCACAAAGCCUCGGGCAGAGGUGGACGUGAGGAACGCCAUCGUCCUGUUCUCCCUCUCCGCUGCGGGGGUCACCCAGGAGCUGGCUGUCUCCCGCCGCCAGUGUCGCACCCCUGGGAACCUCAUGGGCUCCUACAGGUCUGUGGAGGUGGAGACAGGGCCAAGGAGGAAGGAUGGGGCGCCAGGGGGCCGAGGGGGUCUCCGAGGCCGGCUCAAGCCCAUCGACGCAGACACCAUCGACAUCUACGCCCGCGCUGUGUUCCCUGCGGCAUUUGCGGCCGUCAACAUCAUCUAUUGGGCGGCCUACGCCUUGUGAGGGCAGGCGGUGGCCCGGAAAUGGCCAGGGGAAGGACGCACCCUGUCCUGCUUUGAGGUGGAUGACACGCAUGCUCCAGGAAGCUUGGGCCCCUGAGCUUUGCCCCAGUCCCGCCUGCAAGAGCAGCCUGUAGCCCUGCAGACCAGCAGCCUCUGCGAUGGGCAGAGCCGCUGACCAGGGCUGGGCAGGUGCAGCUCACCCUGGGGAGCUGUGAAUUUUUAGACUCAGACCAUCCUGGUUUCCAGGUCUUUGCUCUGCGGGAUCAGAGAGCAGGCGGUGGCAGGGCAGUGGCCUCUGUCAGGGCCCUUGCAGGAGAAGGCAUCCGCAGGUUCUUUGGUCUCAGCAUGAAAUAAAGCCUGCUUCAGUCUCUGCCGCUGCA